UCUUGUUGUUAUUAUUAAGCUGUCCUUUUGGUUGUAUAGUUGUCACAACAUAGUUCCCCUUUAUGGGCAGUGACUAAUCAAAUGGGUGUGGUCGAGACAUAAAAGCCAGGUACUUCUCAAAGCCGGAGCCUAUUUGUGAUGUUUCAUGAUCAGCUGUUUUAAGGAGCGACAUCAUUUGUGUCUUCUAUCGUUAGUUAGACACAGAAAACAUUGUCAAUGGCGUCAGAAAACUAUGGGGAAAUAAGCUUGGAGGCUAUGUGUAAGUUACUGAAAGAUAAAGGACUUGGAAAGUGGGAAGAUACAUUUAAAGAAAAGGCUGUUAUUAAGCUGCGGGAGUUCAAUGAUGGUGUUCUGACUGAGAUGGGCAUAGAUCCACCUGAGGAUCGUCAGAAAAUCUUGGAGAUGAUUGUAGCUGGGGAGCCAUCAGCUCCCAAGGUGUUUAAUGAUCCAAUCCACGGACAUAUGGAGUUGCACCCUCUUCUUGUCAAAAUCAUCGACACGCCUCAGUUCCAGAGAUUAAGAUACAUCAAGCAGCUGGGGGCGGGCUAUUUUGUUUAUCCUGGAGCCUCCCACAACCGGUUUGAACACUCAAUUGGGGUGGGGCACUUAGCAGGAGUGUUUGUGAAAGCGCUGAAGGAAAAGUAGCCGGAUCUUGGCAUCACAGACAGAGACAUCCUUUGUGUUCAGAUUGCUGGGCUAUGCCAUGACCUGGGACAUGGACCCUUUUCCCAUCUGUUUGAUCAAAUGUUCAUCCCCAAAGCAACACGCCCAUCUGGUCCACUAGGUGAAAAAAUGAGAACCUGGAAGCAUGAGGACGCCUCUGUAGAAAUGUUCGACCACCUGGUGAGAUCCAAUGAGGAUCUGCAGUGGAUGAUGGAGGCAUAUGGCCUGAAGCUGUCCGAAGACUUGGUCUUCAUCAAAGAGAUGAUUAAACCCCCGGAAGCUCAAGAGGAAUGGCCAUAUGAAGGCCGUCCAGAAGAGAAGUCCUUCCUCUAUGAGAUUGUGGCCAACAAAAGAAACGGCAUUGAUGUGGACAAGUUUGACUACUUUGCCAGGGACUGCCACCACCUGGGCAUCAAGAACAACUUUGACCAUGACCGCUUCAUAAAGUUUGCCAGGGUGUAUAAGGUGGACGGGCAGAAGGUGAAAGGGCAGAAGCACAUCUGCACUAGAGAAAAGGAGGUGAACAAUCUCUAUGACUUGUUCCACACGAGGUACUCUCUCCACAGAAGAGCCUACCAGCACAACGUGGUUAAGAUCAUAGAGCAUAUGAUCACAGAGGCCUUUUUAAAGGCAGACCAGCACAUCCAGAUUAAAGGCUCAGGAGGGAGGAUGUUCACCCUCUCCACAGCCAUAGCUGACAUGGAGGCCUACACCAAGCUGACAGAUUGUGUAUUUGACUAAAUACUCAACUCCACAGAGGAUAAUCUCCAAGAGCGAGGCAAGGGAGAUUCUAAAAAACAUCGUCGAUCGUAAACACUACAGGUUUCUGGGUGAAGUCAAGCAUAAAGGAACCCCAACCAAGGUGUGCAGUAAUGUAUUGUUCCUGUAUUACAUCACAUAUUUGUAAUCAAUAAUCUCAAGGGAUCGCACAGCAGGAAAAAAGAUCGAUGUCAUCUCUUCAUCAAAAGAGAUCACGGCAGGAGGGGGCAAAAGCGUAACCUUAAUUUGUUUUAAAUAACAGUUAUUUUCUUAAUGUAUUUAAAAGAUGUAACUCAGGAAAGCUUAAUUAAUUUAUGUUUCAUGACACAACUCUCAUUAUAUCCUAUCUCAGUUUGAGCAGACACGCCUUCGGUUACCACUAAUUAUUUUACUUCAAAUUGAUGCAUAUUACCUUAUUUCUUUACAUACAAAUAUCAAAAGUUGAGUUACGCUUUUUGCUUGGCAACCUUUGCUGGUGAUUGAUUACAGUCCAUAUUUUUGUCUCAUUUGCAAAGGGUUAGCAAAAUCGGUUCAGUCCCCUUUUGAAUUUGUCCCUGAUUAUUACAAAAGUUAAGUUUGUUAAAACAGAGCUGAAUGUAAUGCAACUAAUGUGGUUGAAGAACACAUUGCUUGUUUCUGUUGUCUCUAUCACUUUACAUUGCCUCUUUUCGUAUUGUACCUGGCUUUUAAGCAGACUAUCCUAGAAUUGUUGUUUAGAGAAACUAUGCCGUAUGAGCAAGAAAGAUCAUAGUACGAGGUCACAUAACACUUAGACUACAUCCACAGUAAUCCACUGCGUAAAAAAAGCCUUGCGUUCACAGUAGCUAUUCCGGGUGGUUUUUAUAGAGACCUACGCAGUGAACAAUAAAAGAGAUGGCGUCAUUGUAUCUGGAAAUGAACAAAUCUGCGCCUCAAAGCCAACAUCUGGUGAGGUGUGAGUCAGGUGCCUGACUAAUAAUUAUGUCAACAGUAUGACAUAAUCAAUGAUAAAAUCAUUAACUUAUCAUCGUGUGGGGUGUGAUAAAACAAUCUUUAAUACUGAUUAAAAACAAUUGCUGUGUGAUAUGACCUGCUGAACUGACAUUUAAAAUGAGAGAUUACACAGAAAUUAUGAAGCAAUAUAAACGUUUAAUAAACUGCCACACAGACCCCUGACAGCAACUGGGCAAGCUUACAUUAUCCUUUUGCAAACACUCUGUUUCCAAUAGACUGGAAAAGGUUUGCAUCAAGAAUACAUUCGAAUAGGGAAUCCCUUUCCCAUGCCACCCCGUCCCCCCCCUCUUCCCACCCAUCUUGCCAUUUCACAGAAAAUCCUACCUGAUGUUUUUUAGCAAUCGUCUGAGUUCAUCUAUAUAUUAUAUAUAUAUUUAAGCAAUCAUACAUGAGAGGCCGUUCUUUAACGUCAUUAUUGGUACGACAGUACUGCGGCAGGACCGAGGCGCUUGCGCCGAGGUCCGUACGCCUGUACUGGAGCAGUUUGCUUUUCAGGCCAAGGGUAUACCGUUUUUCUCAGACGCGGAGGGAUACUGACUUGUUGUGA
Gymnodraco acuticeps is the source of this 2962-nucleotide messenger RNA. RefSeq names its product deoxynucleoside triphosphate triphosphohydrolase SAMHD1-like. The record is from RefSeq and is a predicted model, not a curated record. Gene Ontology annotation, biological process: regulation of innate immune response; defense response to virus; dGTP catabolic process. Gene Ontology annotation, molecular function: dGTPase activity. The transcript is spliced from 12 exons. NCBI's taxonomy places the organism in Eukaryota, Metazoa, Chordata, Actinopteri, Perciformes, Bathydraconidae. Gene Ontology annotation, cellular component: nucleus.